CAAGGAAAGGAGAGAGGGGUCGUGGAGGGAAGCGGAACAGGGAGAGGCCCCGUGGGACGCUGGGGUCUGGGGGACAGCAGGUAGCAGCGAGCCGCCCUCCCAGCUGUCACUGCUGCUCAGAUUGUCACGCUGCUAUGUGGCAGGUGCAGCCUGGUCUGCCACUAGGUCUCUACUCCACAAAGGCAGCGACCGGCCAAGGCAGUGGCUGGCCCUGGAUUACACGAGUCCAGACACUCGACUAAGUGAGGAACAGGUGGCUAACGAGAUGGUUGAUUCUAACCAGACGAGACUACACACAAAUCUGGAAGACCCAGAGGAAGGCCAAGGCUCAGGUGCCCACAUGAUCAGCACAGCCAGGGUACCUGCAGAUAAGCCAGUACGCAUUGCCUUCAGCCUCGAUAAUGCUGCAGAUGAUACACCACCUGAAGAUGACAUUCCUCUGGUCUUUCCAGAAUUAGAGCAGCAACUACAGCCUCUGCCGCCUUGUCAUGACUCCAUGGAAUCCAUGCAGGUGUACAAGCAGCACUGCCAGAUAGCAGAAGAAUACCGCGAGGUGAAAAAGGAGAUCGCCCUGCUGGAGGAAAGAAAAAAGGAGCUCAUUGCCAAGCUGGAUCAGGCAGAAAAGGAGAAGCUGGAUGCCGCUCAGCUGGCUCGGGAAUUCGAGGCACUGACGGAGGAGAAUCGGACACUGAAGCUGGCCCAGUCCCAGUGUGUAGAACAACUGGAGAAACUGAGAAUACAGUAUCAGAAGAGACAGGGCUCGUCCUAACUCGACAUGAUUCAAUGUGAGCAUAAGAGGUUGGUGACUGCUGUGCACUGGCCAAAAGAUUUUUUAUUUUAAAGGGAUAGCGAGUAAAAUCUGUUGCUUCUCCUUAUUACACACACGGUCAAGGUCUACACUAAUGAAUUGCAUGCUUGCCAGUCUAGUUGGACAGAAGGGCUAUUUUCUUUUAAAUAAGAUAAUGAAAGCAAACCUUUACCAGAUGUUUUUAGAGAUCAUAAUUCGUUUCAAAACAUUUUUUUCCCUUAUUUAGCAAGGUAUGAUCAUACUGUAUAUAUCUGGGUAGAAAAUGAUAGAGAACAUUGACUGUUUCUACUAAGAAUCACGAGCAGAAUUCAGCCGUGAAACAGACUAGUAAGAUGCUCACUGUAGUUUCACAUCGGAGUAUUUUUAAAUUUCAUGUCUUUAAUAUUUCAACUGUGCUCCAAUGUGAACUGUCAGAAACUUCACUGCAUAUAUUUAUGUUCACCAGUUAGGUUUAAUCCCUCAAUGAUUGAUUGCACUAAGAAUACAUUGUUGCAUAUCAUAAAAGCUUUCUCAUGAAAAUAUUAGCAGCAAGCAUGUUUGUGUGAGCGCACAUUCACAGUGCUAACUUGCUGUUGUAAUAAAAAACUGAUAAAGGUGCAUUUUCUUCAUGCCACAUUACCUCCUGGUAAACAUUUCUGCCUUUGCUUGUGUGUGUUCUGGGGGAAACAGACAUUACUUUGGUGAGUUCCCAUGUAAACAUCAGUAAAAUUCUAUGCCUCUGUUUUGGGUUUAAGGAGAUGUUUUGGGUCAAUGAUGACUAAUAAGAAUACAUGAGUAAAUUCAGGAUUAAUAUGAUCUUCCCUUGUUCUAUCACAAUGUUUCCCCAAAUUGAUCUCUUUCUUUUAUGUCCAUUUCUAUUCUUGUAACUUCUUUUUCAUUAAACAUGGAUCAAAAUUC
Molecule: messenger RNA, 1705 nt
Organism: Bubalus bubalis (water buffalo)
Lineage: Eukaryota; Metazoa; Chordata; Mammalia; Artiodactyla; Bovidae
Gene: MAP3K7CL
Product: MAP3K7 C-terminal like
Exons: 6
Coding region: 266-769 (167 amino acids)
Cellular component (GO): nucleus; cytosol
Source: RefSeq, a predicted model, not a curated record